Messenger RNA from Strongylocentrotus purpuratus (purple sea urchin), 3078 nucleotides. Its product is annotated as spindle assembly abnormal protein 6 homolog. The record is from RefSeq and is a predicted model, not a curated record. Gene Ontology annotation, biological process: centriole replication. Gene Ontology annotation, cellular component: centriole; centrosome. NCBI's taxonomy places the organism in Eukaryota, Metazoa, Echinodermata, Echinoidea, Camarodonta, Strongylocentrotidae. The transcript is spliced from 18 exons. Bases 128 to 2140 code for a protein of 670 amino acids.
GUCUCAACGCGCGAUUUUUGAUUUCUUGUUUUCAUUCUCGAGUCGGAGCCGUAGGAAGAAAAAUAAGAAAAGCCGUUGUUUCAUGAAAAAGUUUUAGACUGCGGUUAUAAUAUAGAUCUACAACAACAUGGAAGGUGCUAUGUUUGAUCAAGUUCUUAGCGUUGUCUUCAAAUCACAAGGCCAAGACGAUAGGACUGUUGGAAUCAGGAUAUUUCUUGAACUGGUUUCUGUUACAUCACCUAUUCACAGAAAGGAGCUCCAUGUUAGAUUGACAGAUGACGCAGAUCCUUUCUUUCUCUACGAUCUUCACCUCGGAGAGGAGGAUUUCCAAGUGUUGAAGAAUCAGCAAGGGUUGCUGGUGGAUUUUAGUGCAUUCCCACAAAAGUUCAUUGAACUCUUGCAGUUAUGUGCACAGAACCAAGGCCAGGCGCAUGGCAAGUUUGUGCUUCAGCUGAAUCAGUCAGGGGAUCUAGCCGGCUCGCCUCAUGGCCUGGCUCAGCUUGGUGUAGUUGAGACCAACCCUUUCAAGCAUCUCACUCAUCUCUCACUCAGUCUCAAACCGGGCUCAGACUCAGAAGUCAAGAGAUACUUAGCCAAGUGCCUCAAGUUGCUGCAGGAAGAUCACAAGCAGCUUAAAGCUCAUCUGAGUAGCAAAGAAUCUUCCCUGACACAUCAGCUGCAACAAACACAAGAGAUUCUCCAGACCAGGAGCAGUGAGUUGGAGCGGUUGAGAGGUCAGUGGAGCAGUCAGUCUGACAGCCUGGAGGCCAAGCAUCAACAGGAGCUUGCUGAGGAGAGACAGAAGGCUCUAGAGAUGCAAAGGGAUAUUGAAAAGCAAAGUUCAGCACAGUGUCAGGAUCUAGAGGAGAAGCAUAGGAAACAGAGCGACAAGAUGCAGUCUCGCAUUGCAGAACUACAGGCAGUUAAUAGGGAGAUGCAUGAAAGAAGGCAGGCCCAAGAGUCGACCAUCAAAGAACUCAGAAGCAAGCUGCACAUGUUAGAAGAGGACUACCAGCGAGCUCAGCGGGAGCUCCAGUCCACGAGACGUCACACUGACCGUCUAGAGACCGAGCACACUGACCGGGGACAGACCGUUGGUCAGCUCAGCACACGGCUAGCCGUCCUGGAACAAGAAGUUGGAGACAAGCAGGCUCUCGCUGACAAGUCUGCUCAACUACUAGAGGCUGCCAAUGAAAGCAAGGCUCAACUAGAAGAGAAUGUUCACCAGAAGCAAGCACUCCUUGUCAAACUAGAAAGCACUGUCAAAUCAACGUCUAAAGAGGUUCUAAAGGGAAAUGAGAUCAUACGGAAACUGCAAGGAGAAUUGAAAGCAGCAGUAGCAAAGAUGAAGCUGAAGAACACAGUUACAAGCAAGCAAGAGAAGCUGAUUGAAGAGAAGAGUCACACACUGCACUCCAUGCAGGAAGACAGAGAUAACCUGAAGAGGAAAUGUGACUCUGUGGAUGCUGAGAAUGAAAGAUUGAAAGAAACUCUAGAGAGGACCACUACCAAGCUGGAGGAGAGCAAACAGUUGUUGAAGACAAAUGAAAAUGUAAUCAACUGGUUGAACAAGCAGGUGAAUGAGGUCCACCUGUCCCAGCGCCAUGGCACGUUUGAGCCCCCAUCUCGACCCCAACCAGUCGCCUCUUAUAAACCAGCAGGGGUAGUCUAUCAGCCAACAGGAGCAAACAUAGGAGUGCCCCCUACCACCAGCGGCACCGGUGCUCCACCCCGCCACGCCUUCACCUCCACCCCUUCUACCAACCCCAGUGUACCUCUCAACACACCCCACUCUGGUCUAAGUGCUAUCCAACAUGCCUCUCAUGCUAGCCCUGCACUGGAUCCCAAAUACCUGCAGAGACAGGAACAAGCUGGCCCGAUGAGAAUGGCACCUCCACCGAGCUACCCCUUUCAUUCUACGGUCCAACACAGGCCCCUCUCCCAGACACACCCCCCUGCCGUCAGAGGGCGUGUCCCUUCCAUCCCAGGAGGAUCCAAGGGAGGAGGAGGAGGAGGGAUGGUGCAGGGCAAGCCCGGGGAGCAGGCCGGGGCUGGGGCUGGGGCUGGGGCUGGGGGUGGCCAGGGACAACCCCCUCUGAUGAGCGCCUACUUCCCACGCUCCAUGCAAACUGCAUCAUAGCUGGUGGUAGAGUGAUUGUAGUGAUCGUUAUAAAGUUCUAAAUAACUUCCCAGUCUGCCUCUCCUUAAAAAUACAUGUACCCGAUCUAACACAAGAGCUUGGCCUAUUAAAAAGAAGUGAGCCAUAAUCUUCUGUAGAAUAUGGCUUGCAUAUAAAUACAAAACAUUAUUGUAUAAUAAAUGUCCAAUUUUGUCUUGCUAGUUUGAAGUCUAAUACGAAUGUGAACACCAUUUUUCAAAGGGUCUCAGAGAAUCUUCUUACACUCUAGGAGGCAGUGUGAGGGAGGGUUUAUAUAUAUGCCUUUAAAAUACUAUUUUCAUUGAGAGCAUAAUGUAAAGUAUAUACAAAACACAAUAGUGAAAGAAAAUUAAUGUUGUACAAAAGAUUUAUUUAUAUACAUUAAAUACAUGUACAUGGCAAACUCAAAUUCUGUACAUUUUAUCACUGAGAAAUCAAUAACAGGUGUUUUUUUACGACAUAGAUUCAUUUAUUUGAAGCAUUUUAAUUUGUUUACUUAUUGUAUCACUAUUUUGAGGGAGGCUUUCUUUGAGUUUAUAGAUGGACUCGAUGCAAGAAAAAAAAAUGGUGGAAAGAGAAUAUUGUAUCCUCUUUCCUUUGAAAUGUUAUGUUUCAUUGUAUGUUCAAAUGACCUACAUUUCAUGAUUUAAAUCAUUUGUAAAUAUCCAUAUCAUUUCUUUUUUAAUCACACACCUGAAAUACAGGCUAGUCUGUUCUUAAAUUAUUUUCAAUGAAUUACAUAAUUAAAGUAUACGAUCAUGAAAGACAAAUUCAUUUUGAGAAUUUUAUACGUGUAAAUUGUUUAUUUGUAAAUAAGAUGUAAAUAUUACACCUUUUUAUCAUAACCUGUCUAUUAUUUAGGUAUUAUUGUCAAAUUGUACAGAUGUUUGAAAUAAAGUUUGAAUGCGUCACUCAAAAUA